Cinclus cinclus is the source of this 1392-nucleotide messenger RNA. It is a transcript of the gene MRPL10, whose product is annotated as mitochondrial ribosomal protein L10. Gene Ontology annotation, molecular function: structural constituent of ribosome. Bases 118 to 1005 code for a protein of 295 amino acids. The record is from RefSeq and is a predicted model, not a curated record. Gene Ontology annotation, biological process: translation. The transcript is spliced from 3 exons. NCBI's taxonomy places the organism in Eukaryota, Metazoa, Chordata, Aves, Passeriformes, Cinclidae. Gene Ontology annotation, cellular component: mitochondrial large ribosomal subunit.
GAGCUUUGGCAGGUGCUGGAAGCCAGGUGAGGCCCCAUCUGCGGAGUCUUGAGAUCUGUGGGGGAAGCUUGAGAUCCAUGGGAACAACUCAAGAUUCAUGGAAUCACCUCAUGGUCCAUGAGAGCACCUCGAGGUCCGUGGGAACACCUAAUGAUCCACGGAACCGCCUCAAAAUCCAUGGCAUCACCUCACAACCCCUGGGACCAUCUCCCCCCAGCGCCUCCAGCUGUGGGAUCACAGCAGGGGUCCCAUCCCAUUCCCCUUUCCCAUAUUCUACAUUCCCUGUCCCCUGAAGGGGUCACAGGGGUAGUCCCACAUCCCACAUUCCCCAUCCCAUAUCCCACAUUCCCUGUCCUCCGUCCCCAUAUCUCACAUUCCCCGUCCCACAUCCCGCCUUCCCCAUCCAAUACCCCACAUGCCCCGUCCCAUAUCCCACAUUCCCUGCCCCAGGAGGACGGCCAGGUGCGGGUGCUGCGGCGCCAGGUGGAGGAGACGCUGCGGGGCAGCCGCAUAGUGGCCGUGUGCCAGUACAACUCCAUGCCGGACGAGGACGUGGCCAUGUUCCGGCACUACCUGCGCAAGCACAACAUCCACGUCAAGUUCGUCCUCAACGAGAUUGUCAGGCCGGUGCUGGCGCAGUCCAAGUACCGCAAUCUGCUGCCGCUGUUCGUGUGCCAGAACAUCCUGCUGGUGAGCCCGGAGACUCGGGCCAGGGAGAUGCUGCGUGUGCUCAAGGGAGUGCCCCAGGUCAACCUGCUGGGUGCCUGCAUCGACGACACGAUCCUGAGCCGGAAGGGAGUGGAGAACUUUGCCCAGCUGCCAUCCCUGGAGGUGUCCCAGGGGCAGACGGUGGCAGCCCUGUCCCUGCUGUCCUCCCAGACCUCGUCCCUGCUCCAGCGGGGUCCAGCUCACCUCACGGCACUCCUGGAUGAGCACAUCCGACGGCUGCGGGACACGGGGGGAGCCACGGAGCCUCCCCCAGGCCAGAGCACUGGGAAUCUCUGAUGCUGGAAACUGGGAACCAGUUCCUUCCCUGGUUGUGGGACAUGGAGAGCCCCCCCCCGAUAAGGGAUUGGGGGAUCAUGGACACAUGGAAUCAGCUCCAGCUCCAGAGAGAGGGGUCAGGGACUGGAGGUUUGACCCUGAGGGUCUUGUGGGCCCCCCCCCAGUCCCGUCAGGGAGUCGUGGCUUUCCUUUGUGCUCCCUUGAGAAUGUUCCAGCUGUGAUCAGGGACCUCUGGGAUCAGCCAGAGGAGGAGGAGGAGCACAGAAUGGACCCCCCACGGGGGAUUUUGGGCACUCCAAGCCCCUUGCCUUUGGAAUGGGGGUGUGCUGGAACACUCAUCCCACCCGUGGGAUCACUGUCAUGUCCAUUAAAGCUUCUGUGUGGAGA